Cyprinus carpio (common carp) is the source of this 1691-nucleotide messenger RNA. RefSeq lists its product as uncharacterized. Gene Ontology annotation, biological process: response to bacterium. The transcript has 5 exons. The record is from RefSeq and is a predicted model, not a curated record. Bases 617 to 1291 code for a protein of 224 amino acids. Lineage: Eukaryota; Metazoa; Chordata; Actinopteri; Cypriniformes; Cyprinidae.
UGUGUAAAAUUGGUUAAGGAAAACUAUAUGGUGUUUCUGUUCUCAUGAAAAUGCUUCUCUCCACAAAUCAGACAUUAGUUUCUACUCUUGAUGAUAUCCAUAGAAGAGAAGAACGAAGAAGAGAAACCUAGAAGAAAAAAACAUGUAAAAUGAAACUGAAACUUUAUUUAGCAGUUAGCCAGUUGCUGGGCACUUGUUCCAUUUGAACUGGUAUAGCGUAAAAUCAAAGAUGAUCAUUUCUCAAGGUACACACAUGUGCACAUGUACAUGUAGGAUGAAAUGUGUGAAUUGAUACAUGUGAUGUGUUGUGGUUUCACUGGAGAACUGUUCAUCAGACUGUUCAUGUGCUCAGGCUAACACAGUGAGUGUGUAAACUGAGCUGCUCUAGAGUUUCCUUCUUCCUCAAAAAUGAAACUUAAGUGGUGCUAUGCAGCAGCAAACAGAUUCUUCCCUUUUCAGUAAACACCAGCAUCACAUCUGUGAAAAUUUGCAAAACUGUGGUUUACAAGUGAAAGCCUGACCUGUCGAGUGAUUGCAAACUUAAGCAUAUAUAAGUAAGACCCCCUGCUCCCACAUCUCAGAGCUCUGCAUCUGCAUCUGACAAAGAGACUGGAACAUGAGCAGUUUCAAAGUAAUCCUUUUAGUCAGCAUCAGCACACAAUGUUUGAUGUGUGCAGCCACUGUGAAUGUGACUGUCCAGCUGGAGCAGAAUGUGACUCUGCCCUGUUACAUCAACUCCAGCUCUGAGAUGGCAUGGUAUCGACUGAGCUCUGAGAAGAUUGCUUUACUCAUAUCUGCAGCAAGAGGAAAACUUCAAAAAAAAGAUUUCAUUACUUACCAUAAUGAGGAUCAAAGUCACUUCCGGCUGGAGGCAGACAGGGGGCUUGACUCCGUCAGCCUAACCAUCACUGGGGUCAGAGAGUCAGAUCUGGGGCUGUACUACUGCGCUCUUGGCAUCAGUGCAAACACAAUGCAUUUUGGGACUGCUGUCAGACUCACAUUUGCAGACGCUGAACUGCACCGCUCAUGGGCUAGCGUGGGCUGCAGGACACUUUUGGUUUGUGCCUAUGUUGUAUGUGGUUUCUGCGCUAUUCUCUGCAUGUGUGUGCUUUGUCACAGGCAAGGUUCUUCCAGGGUCUCUUGCAUCAACUGUGUGAAAGAAAGCUCAAAUGUCAAGGCAGCACAAGUACAGUAUUCCAGUCUCCGGUUCAUCAGAGGGUCCAGACCCGCGGCUCCGGCUCCUGCUCCAGUUAACGUGACCUACGCAGCUAUAGCCAACCACACAUCCUGAUUCAAUGCAUUUACUCAGCUUCAGAUGAAACUAGUCUACUAUACCGACACCUAUACUUUGAACUUAUGCCAAAGCCUGUGGAAAAAAAGAAAAAAGUCAUUUAUACACUACCAUUCAAAAGUUUGGGAUUGGAAUGAUUUUAUAAUGUUUUUGAAGGAAGUUUAUUUUGCAAUUUGAAUUUGAUUUAAAUACAGUAAAUAAUGUGACAUAUUUGUGAAAGUUUUCUAUUUGAAUAUAUUUAAAAACUAUCUUUUCAGGAUUUUAUCAGGAUUCUGAUACAGUAUAUAGAAAUUCCAAAAGAACCGCAUUUAUUUAAAAAGAAAUAUUUUGUAACAAACGUCUUUUGAACAAUUUAUAUAUAUUUUUUAUAUUGAGGACAGAAGAAAACAUAUAUUUAUAU